CUCUUUAGUUACAAACAGCUGUGCUUGAAUUAUUUAUUCACGAAGGAAAUGUCAGACAAGGGAGCAUCGGUGAGAGCAAAUCAGUUUGUCUAGUUGAAACGAGACUCAGGAAUUUACUCACCUGAUAAGUGUCAUGGAAGAAAAUCCACCAAAGGUUAACAAAUGGGAUGGAAACGCUCUAAAAAAUGCAUUGGAUGAUGCAGUUAAAGAUGUGCUGCUUACUCGGUUUAGUUAUGUCGAAAGUCACAAACUUUUGGAUGGCAGGCUAAUUAUUUCUACAGUAGCUGUUGGGUUCUCCAUUUUUGCUCUGCUGUGGGACUGGUUAUAUCCCUUCCCCCAGUCUAGAACAGUCAUGUGUGUAUGCGUAAUAUCAUACUUCAUUAUGAUGGGAAUACUUACGUGGUACACAACAUAUUUGGAAAGAGGAAUCUUCUGCACUGCCCUUAAUAAGGAUGUUGCAGGCAUUGAUCCAGAUGAUGUCUGGCAUGCAUCCUCAUCUCUUAAAAGAUUUGACAACAAAUAUCACCUCCGCUUGUCACAGAAAAUAGGCAAAUCAGGGAAAGCCAAAGAAGCUCAUAUUGUUCUGACCGUUGAGAACUUCUUUGAUGAAACAGGAAAAUUGCUGUAUGGACCAAUGGCAAAGGAAGUGAUGCGAUUGCACUCAGAUGUUGAGCAUAAAAAGAACUAAGUUGCAAGGGCUGAUGGGAAUAUUUAAUUUCCAAUGCUUUAAAAUUAUUUGAUUUCUUUCAAGUAAUCUUAUUGUCAAAUGAGUACUAUUAUAGAAAAAAUUGCCUCUUAUUUUGAUAUGUUUGUAGGUGUUGUUUUCAUGGUUAAUGAAAUUUACAAGGUGGAAA
This is a messenger RNA of Macrobrachium nipponense, 854 nucleotides long. RefSeq names its product signal peptidase complex subunit 2-like (gene Spase25). The record is from RefSeq and is a predicted model, not a curated record. The transcript is spliced from 5 exons. Lineage: Eukaryota; Metazoa; Arthropoda; Malacostraca; Decapoda; Palaemonidae. Gene Ontology annotation, biological process: protein targeting to ER. Bases 134 to 688 code for a protein of 184 amino acids. Gene Ontology annotation, cellular component: signal peptidase complex; membrane.